CGUUUGACGCAAGAUAGAACGAAUGGGAGAUUAGUGAGAGAUUGCUAUAUUGCCUGAGAAAAGUAGAUAAAUGAUUUAGUCACAUUCAACAGAUCAUUUGUUUCGGAUCGUUCUGUAAAAACCAAGAUAAAAUAAAUACGAAAAAAAUUAUAUUAAAUAAUUACAUCAAAUUGUGUAACAUUCUCAUAGUAAUACUUUAAUAUUAUUUCUUUCACACAUUGACGUUAUCUGUAUUAAAUUUAUUACUCGUGGUAAUAAGAUUUCAAAUUAUUAUUCAAACUUUUGUUAUUAAACGAUCAUGGAAGCAACGCAAACGGACUUAAUGGAAACAAAAGAAAUAAUAUUACGGGAAUUGGAACCAUUGUUAAGAUUAACUUUAGGUGAUAAAUUAAUUGUUGAAAAUUACACAACCACAUCUUUUUUACCGCCUGGAGAAAAUUAUGGGAGUACUAUUUUGGCUGUGGAUGCUGUCAUUAAAAAAGAAGGAGAAAUGAAAAAUGAGAAUUUGCAUAUGAUUGCGAAAAUGGCACCACCGACCGAAUUCCAAAGACGAAUUUUUAAAAGUUCUUACACAUUUAAAAAAGAAGCAUUUAUGUAUGAACGUUUAAUACCCUAUUAUAGAAAUUUGGAAAGGGACUUUGGUAUCGAUGAAAGUGAAUUAAUCGAUGUUAUUCCCAAAUUUUAUGCUUUACGUUUAUCCCUAGAUCCUAACAUUGACUUUGAUGACAACGCUGUUAUUUUGUUAGAGAAUCUUCAAACACGUGGUUAUUAUACUGGUAAAAGACAUAUAGGCGUCAAUCUAGAUCAUUCUAGACUAGCAAUUCGUGAAUUAGCUAGAUUCCAUGCCCUUGGUAUUGCAAUGAAACAUAACAAGCCUGAUGAAUAUGACAUAAUUAGAGAAGGUAGUAAAUGUCCUGAACUAGAAAAAGAUGGAUUUACCGAGUAUUACAUACCAAUAUUAAAACAAAUCGAAAAAAGUCCAAUUACUCGAGUUUAUUACGAUAGAUGUGCUGCAGUAUUAAAAUCUGAUAAAUUUUUCGAUUUAUGGUUGGCUGAACCAGAAGGCGUAUGGGCUACAAUAAUCCAUAAAGAUUUUUGGGUCAACAAUGUGAUGUUUCAUAGCGAUGAAAAUGGUCACGUGGACGACGUGAAAUUCAUCGAUUUUCAAAAUUACAUGUAUUCCAAUCCGAUCGGAGAAUUAUUGUUCUUUUUACAUUCAAGUACAGACGAAGAUGUUAGGGAACAUUAUCUCGACGAAUUAACCGAUUUAUAUUACGAUACUUUUAUUUCUGUAUUAGCUAAAAUGAACUGUGAUGUCGCACCAUACAAUCGUAAAAGUUUCGACGCGGGUUUUUUAGAUAUUUGUGAGGUAGAGUUUAUACACUUAUGUUUUAUGCUCAAAAUGUUAACUAUCGAUAUAAAUAAAACUAAUUUAAAUAGCUCUAAUAUCGAAAAGGUAAUGGCGAACUAUGAAGGUAAUGAAAUGUAUAUUAAAAGAUUAGAAAGUCUAGUAUCAUAUUUCGUAAAACGCGAUUGGAUUUAGUUGAAAUUUUAUUUGCUCUUUUUAAAUGUUGAUUGAUUCGAUUUUAAUCAUUUUUUUUACAUAUUUUAUUUCUUUUCCCUCCAUUCUUUUAAUCUUUUGUAUUAAAUUUUUAUUUUAUUUGUAUCAUUACUAACUGAAGGUAUUAUAGUUGAUUUAUAUACAUACAAAGUAUUAUUUAAAAUUUUAAUAAAAAGAUAUUUUUAAUAAUAUUUUACAAAUGUACAAUAAAUAAAAAUGUAGGCAG
Polistes canadensis is the source of this 1787-nucleotide messenger RNA. RefSeq lists its product as uncharacterized. NCBI's taxonomy places the organism in Eukaryota, Metazoa, Arthropoda, Insecta, Hymenoptera, Vespidae. The transcript has 2 exons. The record is from RefSeq and is a predicted model, not a curated record. Bases 299 to 1543 code for a protein of 414 amino acids.